This is a messenger RNA of Suillus subaureus, 297 nucleotides long. RefSeq lists its product as uncharacterized. Lineage: Eukaryota; Fungi; Basidiomycota; Agaricomycetes; Boletales; Suillaceae. The record is from RefSeq and is a predicted model, not a curated record. The transcript has a single exon. The annotation marks the transcript as partial.
UCAGUCAGUGAUACUCUCACUCACCAACCAUCCCAAUACACAAUCCACAAGCUCAAGUCCUUUGAGUACAUCAAAUUGUGGUAUUCCAGCCUUAACAGAUGCAGAGAGGCAGCUGACAAAGCCAAGUCAUUAGCAGACAGUACCUUUGGCUUCAUGAAGGUCAACAAUUUUGUAGCCUUGAAGGCCAUAGCCUCAUUCAGGCCAUCCCACAAGGUUAUCCAAGGCCAUGGUCUUGAAUGGUGUCAGUUCAAUAUGGCGAAGAACAGCUUCCUAGUGUACAUCAACAAGCUUAACUGG